GAAUCAUAACAAAAACAGCUGACUGGGAGACCACAGCUGACUCGUCGAAGUAAAUAGACUCAAAUUGACCAAUUAUUUUAAUUAAUUGGGGAACUAAAGCCCCCGAAAAUGCCAGCCCAUUGCGCCGUUGUAAAUUGCAGCCAUAAAUAUGUGCACGCUGGCAGCAUUUCCUUCCACAGAUUUCCCUUCAAACGAAAGGAUCUCCUCCAGAAAUGGAAGGACUUCACCCAGCGGAGUGGUCAGUGGAUGCCAUCCAAAUGGAGUGCGGUGUGCAGUAGGCAUUUCGUUGACGAGGACUUUAAUUGCAGUAACAAUAGAAAAACUCUUAAAAAGAAUGCUGUGCCAUCGAUUAGAGUUUCCGAAGAAGAUUCCCCAAAUUUUCACUUGGAACACGUGUCCCCCAACUGCAGGCCCAUCCACAAACCGACCCUUGCCAGUGCCGCUGAGUCGCCGGCAACAGGUGUUAAGGCCACCUGCCGCUUCUGCGGCUCCUCUGCCACCAACUGCUCCUCGUUCGACAAGAGUUUCGAGCUCUUUGGCAUGAUCCAGAAGUGCUUUCCCACGCUCCAGAUCCUGCAGGACGACACCUUGCCCAAGGAUAUAUGCAAGGAGUGCUGCCUGCAACUGGAGCGCUUUUCCCAGUUUAUCGAUGUGGUGAUGGUGGCGCAGAGUGAAUUGCAGAAGAAAUACCGUCGCCAGCUGAAGAUCAAGCAGGAACCAUUUGUCCGCGUGAAGCAGGAGGCCUGCGAGAGCCUGGACAAUCUGUUUCCCGACGAACUGGAUAUGGGCUUGGAGCAGGACGAGGGCUGCGAUCAGGAGGAAACAGAGCAAAAGUUCCAAUUCUGCGAUUUUCCCAUGCUAAAUUCGCAGGACAUUAUCAACAAUUGUGAUAUCAUGGAGAUUAUCAAUUUGGAUGAUCCGUUUAUCAAUAUACCGGACGAUGCAGAUGUUGGGCAGUCGGAGAGAACGCAACCUGGAAGGACGGCCAAUGAAAUGCUGCAAACUGAGCUGCUUACCGAAGAGCACAACUAUGCCAAAGAGGAAUGGCAAUUGCCACCGCAUCAGUACAAAACGGAGAAGGUGGAGGGAGCAGAGGCUGCUCCGGACACGGCUCCUCCGCCUGCUGAACCACCUCCCAUUCAGGAUUUGAUACCUUCUCUAUCCGCUCCCGAAGCUCGUUCCUGCAAACCAAUUGUGACCAAUGUUAGCCAGAUACCGAAUCCUUUGAUCUGCGAACUGCUGCCACAACCUGCGCCUCCAACUUCAGUCAAACCCAACAUUGUGGUGCUCAACGAUAGUGUGGUGGAAUCUUCAGCAGCCUUCCGGCUGCACAACUGCACCUUGUGCACUGCUAAAUUCAUAACUAUAGAUAGCUUAAAUCAGCACUAUAACCAUAGUCACAAUAAUACCACUCCCAUGGUCAGCGUUCCUCCAAUGAAUAUAAGCUUGCCCAGUUUGACGAUGAACCCCCCGAUGAAACUGGAGGGUCACAGAGGAUUUGUGGCAACUGAGCAAUUGGAUUACUGGCAGUCCGAGUGGCAGAAUAGCCCUGUGUCCACGCAACCAAGAAAAAAGAUUGAUAUUCUGGAUAUGCAGAGCAGUUUCUUGCAUCACAAAGAUCUCAUACCCACAGCAACUCAGCUAGCAGCACCUGCUCCUGAUCCUCAACUGGCUGCAGUGACCGCUAACUAUGCUAAACUGGCAGUUAGAUAUCGCAAAUUGCAGCUAAAAUGCAAAAGUAUGAGAACCCCUAGAAAAAGGCGUAGAAAAACCUUUAUUUGCCGGAUGUGCAGAAAGGGAUUUCCCAGUUUUAGGAAGUUACACCACCACCGUCGCUUAAAGGAGCACUUUGUAAGGUUAAUACCUAACUUUUCCGGUCGUUGUUCUGGUUGCUUGAAGUUCUUUCGAUCCCGCUUGGGCCUUCGCCAGCACAUGCGUUACAUUUGUCAAUCGCUGUCGCUCAAAAAUCAUCGGCGCCUGCAGAGCUUCAAGUGCCGCUACUGCCAGGCCAUCGCCUUUGCCCACUGGCGCCUGUAUCGCCGUCAUGAACUCAAUUGCAGACUUCGAAAAUCCAAAAUGAAGGUCCAGAUAGCAACUAAUUCAAAAAAGAAACUCAUACCCGCCCAGAAUUUUGAGUGCAAUAUUUGUAAAAAGGCAUUUGGAUCGCUGAAUGGACUUCGCCAACAUAAUAUUACCCACUCGACGGAACGGCAGCACAAGUGCGGCAUCUGUGAGCGUGUUUUCAAGCGGCGCAACGGACUAUCCCAACACAUUAAGGGCUACCACCUGCAGCUCAAGCCGCACGAGUGUCCCGUCUGCCAGCAUCGCUAUGCGCUGAAAUGUGAUAUGUUGAGGUGCAGGCAUUCCCUUCGAAAAGGGCCAACUGCCGGGGAGUAACUGGAGUCCAGGAGAUGACUGACAAAUGGACAAGGAAUAGCCUACCGAGUAGAAGAUUUGCUAGUUCAAUUGCUCCGAUGUUUUGGAUCCUCUAUUAACACGUGGAUCCAUGAAACACCAUCGUGUGUAUAACUCUGGAUUUCCAUGUCAGCACUAAGCAUAAAGUCACUCCAUGUGGUACUUAGUUGGUGGUCUCGCACUGAAACCAACAAGGUGAUGAAAAGGUCGCAGCAGGAAUAAAAUUGCUUCUAGCCAAGGGCGCUGGUGAUAAAGUCUUCCAUGUAUCUACAUAUUUGAAAAGCGCUUGACUGAUGAAAAACAAGGCUUAACACUUUAAAGGGCACAACAAAUAAAAAAGCUUUAAACUUUACGAUUUUGUAAGGCGGUUUAACAAAACAAUAAAAGAACAUUAAAAUAAUUUUGUAUUAUAUACAUUUAUUUAUUUAAAUUGCAGUAUAAGUUUGUAUUAAACGCUCUCUAAAAGUACGUGUAUUUUCUUGUGUAUUCGCAUUAAACGCAUUAGUAUUGCUUUAAUUGCUUACUUUAAUCGUGAAAUACUGAAAUCGAAACUUAAUUAAAUAUUCCACAUAAUCCAACUUGAUACAACUGAAACUAAGAUUGAAUGCCAACGUAGAUUUAGUAUAUACAAAGAAGGUUGAAUUUCACAAUUUGAUGUGCUUAACAUAACUAUCGAUUUCUUUUUCUUUAAACAAAAAUUAAAACAGAAAAUAAUAAUGGCACUACAAGUAAAAAUCGUAAAGUAAAAGAAACAUACAUUUUGAACAACCGUCAAGGGAAACGUAAUUCAACAAAGAAAUUUUGCGCAACACCAAACAAUAAAA
Drosophila suzukii is the source of this 3239-nucleotide messenger RNA. NCBI's taxonomy places the organism in Eukaryota, Metazoa, Arthropoda, Insecta, Diptera, Drosophilidae. The record is from RefSeq and is a predicted model, not a curated record.